AUGGCUCGACGCUCCUGGACCCCCGACCGGGGGUUUGUCAGUCAGACAGUGAUGAGGCCGGCAGCGGUCUCCACCAACCUCUCUCUGGAACUAUGCACCUGCCCGCCUACCCUGGGCUCCUCGGUAGCGGUCACCGCGUUAGAGCAGCUCCUUGUAGUGGAAAAAUCUCUGCAAGGUGACUAUUUCAAAUGCAAUGAAGAAGUUAAGACUUUUCUUAAGAACACUAUUACAGCUGUUAAAAAACUGGAGGAAAUGAGAAAAAACACGAUAGAGCUCCUGGAGAUUGAAAGCAUGGAGCUGAGCAAGCUUUACUUUCUGCUGGAUUCUGUGCCGAACUCCAUUAACAGGGAGAUGGAAGAGUGUAUCACAGAUGCCCGCAGACUAAAUCUUUCUGAGAUCAAACAGAUGAAAAGUAAGAUUGAAAAAAUGGAUAAUGAAGCAGUGUCUCUAAAGACAAGAAUAAUUGAGCUGAAGGAAAAGAACGAAGCUCUGGGUGUAAAGCAAGCAGAGCUGGCCGAGAAACAUGCAGAGUAUGUCCUGUCGCUGAACCAAACCAUGGAAGAAAAAGCCACAGCCACUAUCGACAUAAACAACACCUACACCAAAAUAAACAUAGAGAAAGAGGAGACAGAACACCAAAAGCGAAGUCUGCAAGAGACAAAUGAGCUAGUGGUAAAACAUCAAACAGAGUACAAUGAAAUGAAAGAACUUUUGACAGCCCAGCUGAAAGAGUUAAAGGAAUUCUGUGACACAAGGAGAAAAGAUACUUAUACUAAGAAGAAACGUUUGAACCGAUUACAAAAUAAAAUGAUAAGAAUGAAGAGAACAGUUACUUCCAGCACAAUGAUUCUUAGUGAUCACGGUAUAGAGAUGACACGGCUCCAGGAGUCAAUAGAAUCUUGGACGGCCAAGGUGGAAGAAAUUAAGAAAGUUUGUGGAACUUUGGAGGAAAAACUGAAAUUUUUUCAAGGCAACCAGGUGGAUUUGGAUAGUGACUCUUUCACCACGAAGUCUGGGUUCCUGACUGACAUACAUCAGAUAGGUGGAAAAAUGCACAAGCUGCACAUGGAGAACAAGAGACUCCGCGAGAGCCAGCAGGGCCUCCUCAGACAGUAUGAGCUUGUCUUGAAGGACGAGACUACCACAAAUCUGCAGAGACAGAAAAUCUAUAAUGAAACUCAGAAACAGCUGCAACUUAUUUAUCAGAAAGAAGCCUUCCUACGACAAAGAAAGCUCGACAUCAAAUCUAUGUACGAGGGAUUUGAAGCCCUUCAGGAACUUCAACAAUCAACAAAGGAAGUAUAUCAGAAACAAAUAAAAAUCCUGAUUGAAAAUCUGAUAAGAGAAAUUCAGAGAAGUGCCGUCUUUCAGUGGAAAAUACUGUGUGCGAAUAAUAGGCACGCAGCUUGGCUAGCAAAGAUGAAGUCAUUCCUGCGAAGAACUGUAAAGCAAAUCGAGAUCGCAGAAAGGAAGCGGGUUGAAUUAAUUCACGAGGCAAAGCAUACAGAAGAGGAGAUCUAUGAAUUUGUGGGCCAAAUUGAGAAUGUUAAAUUGGAAUUAAAGGAGGAAGAGAAGAUGUUUGUUAAAAAAGAAAGAAAGUUAAUCCAACAAUUACACAAAUUUGAGGAUCUCAUCAUUAAGGAAGCACAGAUUGCCAAAGAAAGGGAAGAGCAGCUGGUUGAGAGUAUUCCACAGCUUGAGACAGCAGAAAAUGAAUACGUAGAAAAGAACAGGGAACUGAAGGCCAUCCACAGUAAUCUCACAGCAAAGAAGCAAGAAGAAAAUUUAAUCAACACCUACAUUUCCCGCUUUAGAAAGGACAUCUUGAAAAGUAUGGCCAACACGGAGAAGUUGAAGCAAGAAUUAAAAUAUUUACGAGAUGUUGAAAGUCAAAAAACCAAAGAACAUUUUGAAGUUUUCAGGAACUUAGAAAAUGAAAUAUAUGUCAACGACCAAAAGGAAAUCCUUCUCAUGCUGGAGAAUAAAAAAUUAAAAGAGUUUAUCGCCUACCUGAAGAAAAAAGUCGAAGAGUUCAAAGAGAAGCAAAGAAUAACAGUGAAGGAUUCAGGGGACCUGGCUUGGCAACUGACAGCUCAGCACAAACAUUAUUCAGAUUUGGUGGCAGCAUUUCAGACCAUGACUAAGGACCUCACAAGCAGCGGAGAGGAGACUUUACAGGAGAUUAAGACGGUGAUUGAGCGGCUGUACUACCGGGACGAGAGGACCGAAACGAUGAGUUCCUGGCUCCUGGGAGGCAUCUCGAGGCUGCGUCUUCUCAUGGAGGAGAGCCCGGUGUUGAAUCUUGUUGAAAAGCUCGGUAAGGGAUUCCUGCCGCCUUACAGCAGCUAG
This is a messenger RNA of Meriones unguiculatus (Mongolian gerbil), 2349 nucleotides long. RefSeq names its product coiled-coil domain containing 175 (gene Ccdc175). Bases 1 to 2349 code for a protein of 782 amino acids. The record is from RefSeq and is a predicted model, not a curated record. The transcript is spliced from 19 exons. NCBI's taxonomy places the organism in Eukaryota, Metazoa, Chordata, Mammalia, Rodentia, Muridae.